CACACACACACACACACGCACACUUCUGGACAGUUUCUGGUUGUUUCUGGGAGUUUGGGAGAGAGAUGUCUGAGGCGCAGAGCAGCGGAGACAUUCCUGAUGAGUCUGCAGGAAAAGGAAAAGGAAAAGGAAUUCCAAACGGAGGGAAUGCUGCGAAGAGCCAAGAGGACUUGGACUUGGCAGCGACCUACGUGUCCGACGCUCAGUACAACAGGAACAUCUACUUCGACACGUCUCCACAGGCCAUCAGACUCUACCAGCUCUACAACCACUGGCUUCCCAAGGUGCUGCUCUACUUCUGCAUCCUGGUCGAUCUGUCUCUGGCCGUGUUUGAGGAGCCAGCCGUCCACCUGCUGCCCACAUGGGUGACAAUGCUGGUGGAGCUGUUCUGUCUGCUCAUCUUUAUUGUGCGACUCGCUCACUACGCCAGAGUGAUCCCCCGAGACAAGUUCUGGAAGGACCCCAAGAACAUCUGCAUCAUCGUCAUCAUUUUGCUCUCUCUGGUGGAUAUGAUGGUGUACGGAGCUCUCACAGCUACUAACUGUUAUGCUGUCCGCUGGUCCAGAGUCCUGAGACCCCUGCUGCUGGUCAACGUGACCGAGGGACGCCAGCUGCGCAGAGCGUUCAGGAGCAUCCGGAACGCUCUGCCUCAGAUCUUCUAUGUCUUCCUGCUCUUCAUGUUCAGCGUCCUCAUCUUCUCCCUGAUGGCGCUCAAACUGCUCGGCAAGCGAGGUCUGAAGACGAUCGAUGGACAUCCAUACUUCACCAACUACCUGGACAUCGUCUUCGACCUGUACGUCCUUGUCACAACGGCCAACAGCCCCGACGUCAUGAUGCCCGCAUACAACAACAGCUUCUUCUUCGCCAUCUUCUUCAUCCUCUACAUCCUCAUCAACAUCUACAUCUUCAUGUCUGUCUUCCUCGCUGUUGUCUACAACAACUACAAGAAAUACCUGAAGGAGGAGGUACGGCAGCUGGUGAGGGCCAAAAGGCACAAGAUGGUGCGAGCAUUCGCGGUGCUGCAGGAGCAGCGGCAGGAGGGCGGGGAGCCCGUGGUGAGCCGGGAGAACUGGAACAAGAUGGUCCGACUGGUCCGCUCCGACAUCAGCAACGCUCACAGAGAACUGCUGUGGAGCGUCUCAGACAACAACCAGCAGGGCUGCAUCGGUAAGGUGGCGUUCGUCCAGCUCGCUGACCUGCUGAACAUCGAGGUCAUCACGCUCAAGUCCAGGCCCCACCCCUUCCACCGCCUCUGCCCCGCCCUCUACCUGUCUGCCCCCAGCCGGCUAGUCUGCAGGCUCGUCCAGCACCGGGCCUUUGUGAUGGUGUACGACAUGAUCAUCCUGGUGAACGCCGUGUUCAUCGGUCUAGACGAGGCGAACCCUCUGAUAGCGAACUCUGAGUGGGUGUUCCUGUCUCUGUACCUGCUGGAGAUCCUGCUGAAGCUCUACGUGUUCGAGCCACGCGCCUUCUUCUCCAGACACAGCUUCUGGAACUGGUUCGACACCCUCAUCGUCAUCUCCGCUCUGAUUGCCACCAUUGUCAACUCUGCCGUCACGUCAUCGGGCAGCUACACUAGCCGGCAGAUCCUCGACAUUGUCUUCAUCCUCAGAGUCCUCAGACUGAUCCGCGUGGUGGACAGCAUCAAAAGGUUCAGAACCAUCAUCAACACUCUGAUCCGCAUUGGACCGGCCAUCCUCACCUUCGGACAGCUGAUCGUUGUGGUGUACUACAUCUUUGCGAUGGUGGGGAUGGAGCUGUUUAAGGGGAAGGUGUCGUACGUGUCGGGCUCCAGUGACCCGGCUCAGGCGUUCUGCUGGAAUCCGCGGCUCAACAACACGGCCUUCGCUAAACUCAACUACUGCAAGAACAACUUCAACAACGUGGUGUCGUCCUUCAUCCUGCUGGUGGAGCUCACCGUGGUCAACCAGUGGCACGUGAUCAGCAGUGGCUUCGCCUCCGUCACUCACCCCACCGCCAAGCUCUUCUUCAUCUUCUUCCACAUUGUCGUCGUCAUCGUCAUCAUCAACAUCUUCGUGGCGUUCGUCCUCGAGGCAUUCUUCGUCGAGUACUCGGUGGAGAAGAGCGACCUGCAGACGUCUCUGGAGAGGAAGAUCGAGGAGCUGGAGCUGGCUGUGGCACAGGAGAAGCUGGAGGACAAUCUGGUGAACGCCAUGGAAACCCCAGACAGCGAGCAGGGAACCGACCAAUCAGCAGCCAGUGCGCCCGCCCUCAUGUUCAAGAUCGCUUCCAAAAGGUAUCGGACCGUGGACGCUCUGCUGCAGCGGAUGUUCGAGGCCGACCUUGACCCCGAGGACUUCGCCGAACACGACGACGCCAACGGGAACUUUGAGAACCCAACGUUUAGCUCUGCAUAGACACCUAUGAACAAAAUCCAUAUUUGUAUCGUUUCUAUAAAGUUUUGUACUCGGCAUCAUCAGACAGGUUGAAAUGUGAUUUUACCUGCUGUUUAUUUUUAUAUUUGUGUACAAACAUAAAGAAUAUUUACACUUUCA
This is a messenger RNA of Centropristis striata (black sea bass), 2516 nucleotides long. RefSeq names its product two pore segment channel 3 (gene tpcn3). Lineage: Eukaryota; Metazoa; Chordata; Actinopteri; Perciformes; Serranidae. The record is from RefSeq and is a predicted model, not a curated record. Gene Ontology annotation, biological process: transmembrane transport; monoatomic ion transport. Gene Ontology annotation, molecular function: monoatomic ion channel activity. The coding region runs from base 66 to 2378 and encodes 770 amino acids. Gene Ontology annotation, cellular component: membrane. The transcript is spliced from 19 exons.